This is a messenger RNA of Hyposmocoma kahamanoa, 4091 nucleotides long. RefSeq lists its product as uncharacterized. Bases 286 to 3957 code for a protein of 1223 amino acids. The record is from RefSeq and is a predicted model, not a curated record. The transcript has 20 exons. Lineage: Eukaryota; Metazoa; Arthropoda; Insecta; Lepidoptera; Cosmopterigidae.
CCGCGCCGCCUCCGCGUUCCUUCACACGCGAGUGCACUGCAGUGACCAAAAAUACUUUUAAAAAGUUACUCCAUUCUGUUCUAAACUAAAGAAUAAAAGUUUUCUGUGACUGUGAACGGUGGCUAGUGGAUGUUCGAUUUGAUCUAGUGUUGUUUUAAAUACAGUUUGAUCGAGUUUAGUGUUGAAAUCGAGCAAAGCAGGUGUUUGGUGUCGAGUUACCCUGCGCCCGCGCACGUGACCGCGCGUUCGUGUUGAAGAUGCCACGGCCGGUGUAGCGGCAGCGGCAUGGGCCAGGCGGGCAGCCAGCUGGCCGCGGCAGUGCCGCGCUCGCGCCGUGCACUCACGCUGCCGCACGAGCCGCUCAGACACGCGCCCAAGGUGCUGCCAUCUCUGUCGGAGGCGCCGCAUCUACGCAGCACCGACAACGGUGCCAUCUUGCAAUCGGGCGGGACCAUUAGUGGUCGCAGACCUGCUUCCAUCCUCGAGACUUCACGCACGCCGCAUGGACAUGUGCACUCGAAUGUAUACCGGUCGCGAUCAGCAGGGUCGGGCGCGCAGUCAAGCGAGCUGCGCGCCAGGGAGCGCGACCCGUUGCAUCGCUCGCACACCAAUCUAAACCUAAGGAGCAAUGACGACGGCAGCAGCAUAAAUAAGAGAUUUGGCUCAGAGCCGGAUCUAAGAGUAGAAGAAGAGCAGCAAAAAUCGAGAUGUAACAAACACUUCAGGAAGAAGUAUCGAGCACCCCCACCGCCUGUACAUAAUAAUCACCGCGAGGGUUCAUCGCCAGAUUCCAGCGACGGGAACGCGAGACCAGAACCCCAAAGGAAACUCAGACUAUUCAAAACAAGAAACGAAACCAAAAAGAUGAACGGUCACAUUGAGCCCAAAGCACCGGCUUACAGAAGCUACACUGAAUACAACAAGUCUUUAGAUUUAACCGACAACCAGGCCUUCGAGAGACGAUACAGAUCGCCGUGCAAAGACAAAGAGCAGCAUCUUAAGUAUCCAGAUAGCAAAGACAUGGUGCAAACAUCAGCCUCUCUCAAGAGAGAAGAACGCCUGCUUCAGGCGAGGCAAGACUUCAAAAAGUCAAGAACAGACAAAAUCAGCGGGUGUAGAGCAAAGACAGCAAAAACAAAUGAAUCGACUGAGGCUUGGAAAACACCAUUGCUUAAUAGAAAUUUCAGGUAUUCAGACAGGUUUGUAAGAGAAGAGAGUCAACAGCCAGUACUCCGGAGAGAAAAGACUUUCGACAACACUCUGCUUUCGAACGAAAAAGAAAGCGAGUCCCCCAAAGCCAUACACGAGAAUAGAAUGAAGGCAGUAGGACAACAACUGAAGGAUAAUCGGCUCAGCCCGCUAGCGGAGAGCAACAAGCCUUUGAGAAAAUCUCUUCCUUCACUAUUAGUCAAGGAUAAUGAAGAAAAAGAUGAAUUUCAAGCAGAACUCAAAAAGGCGACAAAUAGAAUAAGGAGUGAAUUAGGAAGUAAAAUUAAUAAUAUUAGUGAAAACAAAACUAGUCAGAAUGAUAAAACGAGCGCACAGAAACCAAACCCAUCGAAAACUACAGCACAGAGUAAAGUCAAAGAGUCUAGUCUAAAACCGAAUAAAGUGAGUAGCAAGAUCGACACUAAACCUGCCUACAGUAGAAUUAGCCGGCCAUUGAAUAGGGUAACAGAAAAACCUAAAAUCACAGCUCUACAGAACAUCAAUAAAGUAAGCAACAAUAUUCCGACAAGUAAAUAUAAAUUCAACAGCAAAGAAAGGGCAAAGUCAAUGCCUGAUAGAGGACAAGCUUCUGGCAAGGAGUCGACUCCUGAACACUCACCGACUAGAAAAAUUGAACCACCGAAAAAUCAUCAUUUGCCAGAUAAACAAAAACCUCCCUCAAAGCAAUUCUACUUCGGCAUGAUUGAAAGCAGACCAUCAGAUUCGAGGGAUCACUUAAAAGAUUUCCCAGGAUUAGGUAGCCCUAUCAUUGAGGAGAUCAGCAAUUUCCAUUUGAUCGAGAAGAAACUGCUCGGGUAUCAUGACGAAGACGCAGAAUUUGAGAAGUUCAACGCAAAGUUGAAAGAAGAAUGUAAAGUUAAGAACUUAUCAUCGGAAUCAGCGCUCUCAUCGGAAGGCUCAGAAGGUGAAGGAUCGGAAGGAUCGCUGGGUAUAGCGCUGCGCCUGAGACCAACUAUACCGAAGAAGACCCCCGCCGUGCCAAGGUUCUCGCCAGCCGCCGCGUGGAGACAGCUUGCCAGUCUUGAUGCUCAUCUUGCCUCAGAAACGCAGCCAUUAGCAGUAGAAACAAAAGUAUCAGCGGACAUAACGCCGGAGUCUUCGCCGCGAUCAGAACAGUCGGCUGACAAAUCCGGAGACUCAGGCAUAUCGGGCGAUCACGCACACAGCGAUCACAGGAUAGACUCGCCUGGACAUGUGCCUGAAUCAACAAACAACGUGUGGACUCCUCAACAAGACCUCGGUGAUAGCAGUUCAGAUGGCGCUGGUGGAGGUAUCACUUUACACCCACAAGGCACUGUGGCCACUUACAGCCCUGGCGCUCAGCCCUUCAGUCUCUCGUUGCCAAGAGAAAAUCAGGACAAGUUUAAAGGCAUGUCGUGCUUCUACGAAUGCUUCCAGGGCAAACAGUUGCAGCAGGGAUUCAACAGUCUUCAGAAGCUGCGCAAAUCGGUAUCUGGAGCACUCGGUGCAGCGUUAGGUUCUAGAAGAUUCGACCUAGAACAUGAGCCGAUGUUACCGGAGCCUGAACAGAACUGGUUCUUGACGAAGUCGGCUCCGAACUCUUUGAGCAACCCGUUACUAUUUCAACCGCCGUCAAGAGCAAAAUUGAGCAAUGAAGACGAUAUUAAAGAAGAAUCAUUACCGCCUACUGAUAAGGAGGACACAAGUCCCUGGAGGCCGAGUAAUUCAUACCUCUCAUGGGGAGGGCACGUCAUGUAUCUGCCUCCCGCUCCGACUGCUCCUGACCAACCCCUGUCCAUGCUCGGGCCAAUAGACAGACCUGUAAGAAGCAAAUCCAGCGGCUGUCUAGAAGUGGCGGCUCGGGCGGCGCGUGCGGCCCUCGCUAACGAGAUGCGUGAACGGGAGCGGUCAGCUUCGCCUGAUGUUGCACGCGCGCUACCGGCCCGAGUGGAACCCGUUACCAAUCAGCGGGUGGUUACAAGCAGCGGUCGCGGUAAGCGGUUCACGUUCCAAUCGACGGUUCGCCAGCUGGAGCGGCGGCGGUUAGCUGAGAAACUUUCAAGGGAAGCUGAUUUGAAAGAGCAGCAAAGGAGAACUGAGCUGGAAGCCAUGAGAAGGGUGGAAGAGGAAUUCCAGAGAAAACGCGCGAGAGAAAAGGCGAAUAUCAGACAGCAGCUGAGGCUGGUAAGCAGUGGAGCUACCAGCAUGCCGUCUGCCACACAACAUACUAAAACUCGAGACGAGCCCGACGGCUCGUGUCGCGAGUCGCCGGCUACGGAGCGACCACGCGACGGACGACAGCGGCAUAGCAACGCUUCGUCGGAAAUAAGUGGACGUAGCAAAAGCACCACGCCUAUUCGAUCAGUAGAGAUGUCGGAAUGGCGUACGGAUGAAGCUAGAGUGUACCACGACUGGGCGACGAAUUUGACGAACAACACUGCGCACGCGCACCCUCCGGCUUGCGCACGCAUGCCGAAGUCCGCGCACGUUGUCUACAACGCGAACGAGACAGAAGCUUUCAGCGGCAGCCCCCGCUCCGACAACUACCGGCUUGAGUUUGCUCGAGGGCGAUCCCCGCGCACCCCGCGCCCUCCGCGCCUCAUCUCCGCCGCGCGCUCGCCUUCCACUUCAGGAUCUGAACUGUCUCUGAGGCAACCCAUCAAGAUCAGGGAAACAACAAAGGAGGAACCAGAACCGGAAGAGCCUGUCAUAGUGCCAACAUUGCGGCCGUCAGGACCUGCGCGGGCGUCACUUGCAAUCCGUUGAUGAUUUAAUUACGAAAUUGUUAUAAUUUUUCGUUUCUAAAUUUUGAAAUAAUUAUAUAUUAUAACAUUUAUCGACGGUCUGAAAUAGAUACGAUAGAAACCAAACAACAAAAUAGUAAAAGCAUAAAAAGCUAC